UUCAGCACUAAAAGACAUGUAAGAAGGUGUGUGUCUCCCACCCAAAAGCUUGAUCGUCCAUCGAUGAAUAAUUCUCACGCUUGAUUUACCGAAUUUUGACGGUACUGAUGGCCCCAUAAUGAAAGUCACAUAAUAUACAAGUUGACGGCAUGUGAUGAGUCCAACCCAGAAGUAGAACAGUUUAUCAGUGAGACAUCAAACAAGCCAAAGGAAUCACUUACAACGUAGAGUUUUACAACAAAGUGGAUCGAGGACUGAAAUCCACCGCGUUUUUAUUACUUCCUCUUCAGCUGUGGAUUUUUACUCGAAGGUUGAGUUUAACAGAUGCUCAAUUCUUCCUUCACUGAAGCGAUUGACGUUUUUCUGUUCUUCGGAAACCUUUAGUAGUCAUAGUGAGAACUUAAAGUUUUUGAGUGAGUGACGAGGGGUGAAUCGGAGUGAAUUCUUUUAUGUGGAACUACUCAACGAGCGAUUGAUGAACCUGCAUGAUGGCAAAGACUGCUGGGAUAUUACAUCAGAGAUUUGUCCUCGGAUUUGGAUUUUGGCUCGCCGUUGCAGUGACAGUAACCAAGGCACUCCUGACCUACAAGACAGUUAUCCGUGGUAACGAUAUCUCAAUUCCGUGUCUAGCCUAUACCACCAUCUCUCCCUCAGUUAUCCCCUCGUCGGUCGUGGUAGAAUGGCAGAAAGACUCCAUCCCAUUGGUCGAUUCACGCAUGCAGAUGAUCAACGGCCGAUUCCGAUUGGAUACCGGUACCCAGUACAGUCUGACCAUCUCGUCGGCCGCUAUGUCGGAGGACGGGGUGUAUACUUGUAGAGCUGACGGGGAACCAGUAUCAACGGUAACCUCAUCAUCGGUUUCAAUGACGACGUCGGCUUCACUAACAACAUUAGCAACCAUUUUGACCAUGGAGUCCAAUCUAAACUUAACUGUAGAAGAACCAAUCCCACCAGGUGACCCAGUUGCCAGGGUAAUAACCAAGAAUUCUAUAGACGUCGCUUGGGCAGCAAGUAACGGACCUGUGGAAUCAUACCAGGUUCUCUACAGGAAGGAGCCACCCACUUCGGCAGAUGCACCCUUCAGUCCUUCUGAUCCCCCUGGACUGGAGAGCUCCCUCUUGGUGGAAGGGCUGGACGUCUUCUCAGAAUACAGCUUCUUGAUCGAGGCCAGGUACAGAGGGGACUAUACUAAGAUGAGUGGAAUGUCGUCUUUCAAGACAGCUCCUGGAACGCCAACCACAGCACCACAGGAUGUCACUGCAGAGGCUAUCAGUGCUACCAGUGUUCGUGUCACAUGGACAGCGCCCCCUACCACAUCACUGAACGGAGACUUGGUCGGUCAUAAGAUCAUGCUAAGUCCGGGCGAUGAUGUCAUCACAGUCAUUUCUACUGAAACGGUUGCAUUGGUGGAUAAUCUACAUCCCUUCACGAACUACACCAUCAGUGUUGCUGUGUUUAACAAUGCCCUGGGGAUAGCAGCAAUAGGACCGUCAAGCAGACCUGUGGAUGCUCAAACAUUUGAAGCAGUUCAUAAGGCACCAACAGGCCUUAGGAGCAUCACUCAAGAGCAGAAUUACAUCAUGCUAUUUUGGGACAAGCCUGUGCCGUUACAUUCCGAACUCAUCAGCUUCAAUGUCUACUAUAGGAAGAGGGGAGAGACAGCAUGGUCUGAACCAGAAAUAGUCGGCGACAUUCAAUACCAUUUGCUAAACGGCCUCGAUAUCUUUACCCAGUAUGAGAUCCAAGUGACUUCAGUCAACUCAUUAGGAGAAGGACCUCCCUCUUUAAUUCUGACUGAAACCACAGACACUGCAGCCCCCAGUUCACCAGUGAAUGUGACGGUAACCGACAUGGGUAGCGGACAGGCUAAAGUAUCAUGGAUGGUUCCUGAGGUGUUUUAUAAAAGCAUUGAUAGCUAUACGAUCAAAUACUGGGAAUCCGGCAAGAAUGCUACUAUGGAUGCAGUGGAGGUUGAUAAGUUGUGGCGCAUCGUGGAGAAUCUAAAGGGUGGAGUUAAGUAUGAGGUGACAGUAAGAGCAGCUACAAAGAGUAUUGCCAAUACAGAUCUCCACACAGGCAAUCCCUCCGAAGUUGUUGUCUUUACAAUUGACAAACCAGUAGAUACCACGGCGGAGUCACCAGUGACCACGCUGACCCCCAACAGCACUGUGGGCAUGGGCAUCAACGAGGAUGGCCCUCCCCUCGGUACCAUCGUUGGAGUGGUGUUUGCAAUGAUCUAUGUCCUGGCGUUGGUUGUUGCUGGCCUCACCUACAUGUUUAUCAAGAUGCGGAAGAAGGACCGUCUUGAGUUUGAAAAACAGGAAAACGGAGUGCCUCCGGCAUUCGCUAAACCAGAUGAGUUAGAAGAGCCACCUAUUCCACUGAGUAAAUUUGAGGCACAUGUGAUUGCUAACCAUGCUGACAGCGAUGGCGGCUUUGCUACAGAGUAUGAGGACAUUCAGCAUGUCAGUACAGCCUACCCGGCACUCUCAAGCACAGACGUCUCUCUCAAACAUAAAAACAGAUACACCAACAUUGUAGCAUAUGACCACACGAGAGUGAAGUUGAGCAUCUUGCCCAAUCAGCCAUUAUCAGAUUACAUUAAUGCCAGUUACAUCGAUGGGUACGGCAGGCAGAAAGCUUACAUCGCAGCCCAGGGACCUCUCAAGACAACCUUUGAGGACUUCUGGAGGAUGGUGUGGGAGCAACACACCAUCGUUAUUGUCAUGAUUACAAAGCUGGAGGAAAGGGGAAGGCGGAAGUGUGAUCGCUAUUGGCCAGCCAAGGGUAUGCCUGAACGCUAUGGAGAGUUUGAAGUCACACUAGAAACCAAGGAGAAAUACGCCAGCCAUGUUGUCCGGACGUUCCUACUCAAACACAAACACAGAAAGGAUAUUCAAACAGACUUAAAUAAUACACAUGGGAAGGCCCCUGAGCGCCGAAUAACCCAGUUCCACUACACCGAUUGGCCAGACCAUGGAGUACCAUCGUAUACCAUACCAGUGCUUGCAUUCGUUCAGAAGUCAUCUGCUACCAAUCCACCUGAUGCUGGCCCAAUGGUUGUCCAUUGCAGUGCUGGAGUUGGUCGUACAGGCACAUACAUCGUGAUUGACAGCAUGCUGAAGCAGAUGCAGAAGGAGCAUAAAGUCAAUGUCUUUGGGUUCCUCAAGAGAAUACGUACUCAAAGGAACUACUUGGUGCAGACUGAGGAACAGUACGUGUUCAUCCACGACGUUCUCCUCGAGUGGUUAAAAGCUGGUAACACCAAGGUACAGGCGUGUGAUUUGAGACAAUACACGGACAGGAUGACUCUCCCUGAUGAGCAUGGGAAGGUGUUACUCAACGAUCACUUUAAGUUCAUAACACAUCAGAAGAUCCGAGAUUAUGAGUUUGCCAAAGCGCGUCACGUUCUAAACCGCGGCAAGAACCGUAAGAAUGAGCUGCUUCCAAUUGAGAGGAAUCGAGUGUCCAUCUCCGGGGUUGCUGGACAGGAGAGCUCCGACUACAUCAAUGCUUCCUUCCUACAGGGUUAUCGUCGAAACAAGGAGUUCAUCGUAACCCAGUACCCAAUGAAGGAGACUAUGUGUGAAUUCUGGAGGAUGCUGUGGGAAGGUAACUCCACUACCAUCGUUAUGCUGACAGAUAAAGACGAGGAGGAUACACCAAUCUACUGGCCGACCAAUAAGGGUGAAUCGUUGACGAUCGGAACGAUGAAAGUAACGCUUUGCGAUGAGGAGCACUCCAAUAUGUCCUUCAUCACAAGGGAAUUUCUACUCAGCUGCUCACAGGAUGAGGACCAGCUAACAGUGAAGCAGUACCAUUGUAGCUAUUGGCCAGACAGCUGCUCCCCACUCCAUACGGCCUUUGACCUCAUAUACGCACUGGAGGAAAGAAGUACGAUGCUGGCACAAAUCAACAAAGACGUAGUCGGCCCAAUCACAGUGCACGACAGAUUUGGAGGUCGAACUGCAGGAACGUUCUGCGCUCUAUUCACAUUGCAUCAAGAGCUUACCAUAGAGGGCAGUGUUGAUGUGUACAAAACAAUCAAACUCUACGCUAACAAGAGACCCAGGAUGUUCACAGCUAAGGAUGAAUACCAUUUUGUGUACCGUGCACUUCAGAGUGUGUAUCUCGCAGAACAGCAAAUGAAAAGCUUCAAGGUGCAAUCUAUGCCUCGUCUUGGUAACGAAACAGAAAACAACAAGGACUGGCAAAAUGCGCGCUACAUGACGGCUGUGCCUGAAAGCAGUAAUCUACGACAGAUGUCAGACUCAGCGAGAAACAGUUCACUCGACAGCGACAACUGGUACCGAGCCCGCAGCCAGACUCUAGCCAGCACGGGGACACAGCGUAACCAGCGCCCGUUAAAGUUCUGGCAUCGGCGGACGAAGUCUGAGAAACGCAAACCGACAAAUCUGAGCAUCACCAACACGAACGCCCUUGAGGUUACACCUCCUAAUGACUCCCCCAAGGACUCUAACCCCGAGGUGUACGACAUCGCGGAGAAGUACGACAAAGGGCUCAGCGGAACGGAGGUGGACGCAAGUAUGGACCCAGAGGUACGGUUAGGGAACGGAACCCCCAGCACGGUCUCCGACACCACAGUUGUUCCAGAUAUCCAUUUGAAUUUGCAGGAUCAUUUACAGAAUGAUAAGCACAACUCGGUUCACAUGGAGGACGGAGAGACUAUCGCCCUCAUGGGCCAUCUUGCGCCAGGCGCCAAUCACGAAAACACUGAAAUGUCCACGCCGGAUUACCGGUUUGGUGGCUCGACGAAGUUCAAAUCGCGCAGCAGGGAGUCGCUUGGAAAUCACAGCACCAAGUCUGAGGAGACACGUAUGUGAUAGGUCAUGUCAGAAGUCAUGUGAUUUGUCAUGUGACUGCAUCGUUGUAUUGUCCAUCACUUGACAACUGCUUUCCCUGUAAUUAUGUUAAUAUAAAGUGACGAUUUUUUUUUUUUUUUAUAUUAUUGAUGUGUGGA
This is a messenger RNA of Asterias rubens (European starfish), 4981 nucleotides long. RefSeq names its product receptor-type tyrosine-protein phosphatase delta-like. Gene Ontology annotation, molecular function: protein tyrosine phosphatase activity; protein binding. Bases 486 to 4844 code for a protein of 1452 amino acids. NCBI's taxonomy places the organism in Eukaryota, Metazoa, Echinodermata, Asteroidea, Forcipulatida, Asteriidae. Gene Ontology annotation, biological process: protein dephosphorylation. The transcript is spliced from 30 exons. The record is from RefSeq and is a predicted model, not a curated record.